Molecule: messenger RNA, 324 nt
Organism: Rhizophagus irregularis DAOM 181602=DAOM 197198
Lineage: Eukaryota; Fungi; Glomeromycota; Glomeromycetes; Glomerales; Glomeraceae
Source: RefSeq, a predicted model, not a curated record
AUGAAAUACUUGCAAUUAACCCUUUUCCUUUUAACUCUUCUUAUUAUUUUGGUCAACGCUGGUCCUGUAAAACGUGAAGCUGAAGCCGAAUAUAAGCCGUAUUGUUAUUAUGAAGAUUAUAAGAAAUAUUGUCCUUAUAAGCAUCACCCUUACAAAAAAGAAACUGCAAAAGCGAUCGCUGAAUCAGAUUUGUCCGAUGUAGUCACCGAAAGAGCAGCAUCUUAUCAACUCCAUGACCGCGGAUACAAAAACGACCAUCACGGCCAUCACGACCAUUAUGACCACUAUGACUAUCAUCAUGGUCAUCAUGGCCAUCAUGACUAA